AUGCCGCUUUCUAUCUUUAUGUGGUUGAAUUUAGCUCCAUUAAAGAAGUCGGCGGUGAGGUUUGCCUUAGCCAAUAAAAGUGUGAUCACGGUAACAGGAAUAGCCGAAGAUGUACUUGUGGCGAUCGAGGAUUUGGUUUUUCCGGUUGACUUUUACAUCCUUGAAAUGCCUCCAACAGAAAAUAGAAGCUCAUCCUCCGUUCUACUUGGUAGACCCUUCCUUAAGACCUUUAAAUUCAAGUUAGAUGCCUUCACCGGCAUAUAUUCCUUUGAGGUUGGUGACAAGACUAUCAAGUUCAAUUUAGAAGAAGCCAUGAAGCAUCCUCCCGAAGAGCAUUCUGUUCUCCGAUGUGAUGUAAUCGAUGAAGUGGUAGCGGAAGUGCGAGAAGAAGACCAUAACAAGUUAUGCUACCAUAUUGUUAAAGAGAUGGAUGACCAAGAGGGUGAAAAUGAGAAAGUUGUUGAGAAUGAACUUCGUGAGCUUGACGAAAAGUCAAAAGAAAGAAAAGGGUUAGGAGGAAACGGGAAGAAGGAGAGGGGAGACGGGAGGAACGGCGCCGGUAAGGAGCCACCAUUGCCGCCGCUUCACAAAGAGAGGAAGAGCGCGAGCCAGGGCACGCGAGACGGGUCGCCGCUGCGCCGCCCAGGACAGCCAUCACGUUGCGUCGCCGUCUGCACCAGCGCCGAGGAAACCGCGCGGGAAGGAGAGACGCACGAAGGAGAGAGCGGAUUUGAGGCCGAGCUAAGGUCCAGCCACCGCGUCGGAGCCCUUUUCACGUCGCCGGCAUUGCUGUCGAGCCCUGACGCCAUUGAUGGAGGACGCCGUCGCGAGGAGAAGCGUCGCCUCGCCGUCGUUGUUGGUGAGCCCAACCGCUGCCGAUUUGGUCUGAGCGAGAGAGAGAACGCGAACAGAGGGCAAGCUGGGGAGCCACCGCUGCUGUUUGCUAUACCCACAGUGCUCCCUAUCACCUCCGCUAUCUGGAACUGCGCCGCCUUGCCUGGCUGCCGGGGAACGCCAUUUUCGUCGCCGGAAGAACACUGUUGCAGUCAUUUGAGUCGCGUAGAGGGAGAAAGAGCCACUGGGGGUCGCCGCACCUGGCCUUCGUCGCCUCUGUCACCGGAAACAGCCACCGAGUCCUCUGUUUUGGGUUGUGGAUUCGUGCUUGUAUUCUGUGCUCGGAGUUGUAGCCGCCUCGUUUUGUUAUCCGAAGCUGUUUAUGCUGCUGCAAAAAUGUGUGGGCUGUGCUUUGAAGCUGCCUUUGAUUUUGGGUGGAGGCGAAAAGGACUCGGUGAAGCGUUUGGGUUAUGAAAUUUGCAUUUUGAGGAUAUGGGCGCAGAAGUUACGAAGAAUUUAUUUAGUUAUUGUUGUGAUGUUCUGUAUUGAUUUAGCUUAUUAAUUAUUGUACCCUCGCCUUUAUCUUGAUAUAUUCUAUAAGAGGGAUAGGAAUUGUAUUGGUUAAUGUCUGUAAUAUUAUUUGUAUAUGUAUGUAUAUAUAUGGAUGUACUCUUCAUGAGUUUUGUAA
Messenger RNA from Arachis duranensis, 1522 nucleotides. RefSeq lists its product as uncharacterized. The record is from RefSeq and is a predicted model, not a curated record. The coding region runs from base 1 to 1308 and encodes 435 amino acids. Lineage: Eukaryota; Viridiplantae; Streptophyta; Magnoliopsida; Fabales; Fabaceae. The transcript has 7 exons.